This is a messenger RNA of Dunckerocampus dactyliophorus (ringed pipefish), 1446 nucleotides long. Its product is annotated as thiamine transporter 2-like. Bases 1 to 1446 code for a protein of 481 amino acids. The record is from RefSeq and is a predicted model, not a curated record. Lineage: Eukaryota; Metazoa; Chordata; Actinopteri; Syngnathiformes; Syngnathidae. Gene Ontology annotation, biological process: transmembrane transport; vitamin transport. Gene Ontology annotation, cellular component: plasma membrane. Gene Ontology annotation, molecular function: vitamin transmembrane transporter activity. The transcript has 8 exons.
AUGGGCUGCUGGGCCAAUCUUAAAUAUUCUAACUGGGCUUAUCCCACUGCAGUCCUGUCAUUGUAUGGAUUUUUUGCUAACUGCAGAAUUGCAGAGCCUUUCCUUGCUCCGUACUUAAUUGGGCCUCAUAAGAACAUCUCUGAAGAAGUGGUGACUAACUACCUUUUUCCUAUCUGGACAUACUCCUACCUGGCCUUCCUUUUCCCAGUCUUCCUGCUGACCGACCUCCUGAGGCACAAGCCGCUCAUUGUGCUGCAGGGACUCUUUCUGGUCAUCAAUUAUGUCCUGCUCUGCUUUGCCCAGGGAGUGCCUGCCAUGAUCUUCCUUGAGAUUAACUAUGCUAUGGUGACAGCAUCAGAGGUGGCCUACUUUUCCUACAUUUACAGCGUGAUUCCCUCGGAGAAUUACCAACGAGCCACUGGUUACCUCCGAAGCGCCAUGCUUUUUGGGUACACAUUUGGUGCCGGUCUGGGCCAAAUUCUGAUCUCCCUGGCAGGGCUAGACUACUUCGACAUCAAUGCCAUCACCCUGGGCGUUUUAAGCGUGGCUUUUCUCAUUUCCUUCUGGUUGCCAAUGCCUCAGAGGAGCAUGUUCUUCAAAAGGAGAAAGGCUGCACCCUUGGGCCAAAAGUCAGAGCAGGUGGGGUCCGUAGGGGCGGACAGGCCUGAUGAAACAGUGUUGGACGAGGAGGAUGCUGGCUCUGAGAAACAGAAAAUGGAGCAUAAUGACAGCGCUGGCUGGUGCAGCAGGAAAAAUGUGGUCAAUGUGGGUCAUUUACUUUGGCAAAGCUUCAGGGAGUCCUACUCAUCCAGGCGUUUAAUCUACUGGUCCCUUUGGUGGGCUUUAGCCACAGCUGGGUAUACACAAAUCCUCAACUACAUCCAACUAAUGUGGGACCAUAUUGAACCAUCUGCUACAUCAUCCGUCUACAAUGGAGGUGUAGAAGCCGCAUGCUCUCUUGCUGGUGCUGCGGCAGCCUUCUUAGUCGGUCACAUCAAGGUGAGCUGGACCGUGUGGGGAGAACUGGCACUGGGCUUGUUUUCAGCCAUCGGGGCAGGCGCCGUCUUUCUGAUAGCGCUCACCAGCAAUAUCUGGGCCUGCUAUGCGGGCUACGCCCUGUUUAAAUCAUGCUACAUGCUUCUCAUCACCAUCACUACAUUUCAGAUUGCUGCCAACCUCUCCAUGGAAUGCUAUGCUCUGACGUUUGGCAUCAACACAUUUGUGGCCCUCUUUCUGCAGACCAUGAUGACGCUUAUUUUUGUUGAUGUAGCUACAUUAGGACUGGACAUUGUGACGCAGUUCAUCAUCUACGGGAGCUACUAUGCUGUCAUCUCUGUGCUCUUUUUGAUUCGCGGGACCUACACUGCUUGUACAAAGCAUUCUUCUCCAGGGCCGUCAGAUCCCAAGCCGACUGUGGAGGGGGUGAUCACUGCUGAGUCUUUCUGA